AGAUCACAGCUCAUCCGUGAAGACGUACUGUCCAACAUAAGAGCCAAAUAUGGAAUUAGACUCUAUUUAUCAAAAUUUUGAAUGCAGAAAUACUGAGGACACAUCUGGACCUCGAACUCUGAAUCACAAGCAGAAUGAAGGAAAAGAUGAAAAUCGCAGAGGAAGUAGAUGUUUGGUGUUGAUGACAGUGUGUCUCGGGCUCAUUUGUGUUCUUCUGCUGGUCAUCAUCAUACUGCAGCACAUCUUCAUCACAGCAGAGAGAGAAUCUCUGGUCAGUAGUAACAAGAUCACAGCUGAAGAGUUCAAUCAGAUCAUCAACAGCUUACAGGACAAUUACACUGAUCUAACACAGAAGAAACUGGAGCUGGAGACCAGAGUCAAAGAUCUCACUGUUGAAAAAGACCAGUUAAAGAACAGCUUCAGCUCUCUGAGUCAGAAGAAACUGGAGCUGGAGACCAGAGUCAAAGAUCUCACUGUUGAAAAAGACCAGUUAAAGAACAGUUUCAGAUCUUUGAGUCAGAAGAAACUGGAGUUAGAAAGCAAAGUCACAUCUUUGAGUGAUGAACUUUUGAGGUAUUUUUUCAUAUCUAAUGAAUCGAAGAGCUGGUCUGAGAGCAGGAAGUACUGCAGGGAUCGAGGAGCUGAUCUGGUCAUUAUCAACACUGAAGAGAAGCAGAGGUUCAUAUCUUCAAUCGCCAAGGAGAGAGUGUGGAUUGGUUUGUCUGACAUUGAGACUGAAGGCAGAAUGAUAUGGGUGGAUAAAUCAACACUGAAUCGAGGGUUUUGGUCCAAAGAUCAGCCGAAUGACUAUAAUAGAAAUGAGGACUGUGUUGAACUGAGCCCUGCAAAAGACCCCGUGAACAACUGGUUUGAUCGACCAUGCUCUGAGAUGAAGAAAGGCUUUUGUGAGAAGAACUAGAUUUAUCUAGUCUUGUGUUUUUGCUUCUAUUAUUUCAUUGAAUCGUUUUAAUUGUGAAUAUAUAAUUUCUGCCAGCUGAUGUUCAUAUGAAUUUAUUAAGAAAAAUGUAAAAUUGUCAUUAUUUUCUCUGCUGUAAUAAACUCACAACAUUCUCACGACGAAUUAGGGUGAUCUGAGACACCAAACCUCUGAUGUGUUCAUGACUUGCUCCAUCUCAAGCAGCUCUAUGAUAAUAUGAUCUUAUUCUGUUAUCAUGCGUCUCAUUUGUUAGUCUGAAGUGAUGAAGUGAAAAUCAUAGUAGAUUGCCCUGAUUCACCCUAUUAUUCUGAUAUUGAGUGUCUGUGAAACUGCCUUUGUGUUGUAUUGCUUUCACUUUCAAUAAAAUGGUCAGUAACCAUUAUUACUUUA
This is a messenger RNA of Megalobrama amblycephala (Wuchang bream), 1327 nucleotides long. Its product is annotated as C-type lectin domain family 4 member E-like. The record is from RefSeq and is a predicted model, not a curated record. NCBI's taxonomy places the organism in Eukaryota, Metazoa, Chordata, Actinopteri, Cypriniformes, Xenocyprididae. Gene Ontology annotation, cellular component: external side of plasma membrane. Gene Ontology annotation, biological process: biological process involved in interspecies interaction between organisms. Gene Ontology annotation, molecular function: fucose binding; D-mannose binding. The transcript has 5 exons. The coding region runs from base 50 to 919 and encodes 289 amino acids.